Molecule: messenger RNA, 1534 nt
Organism: Naegleria gruberi
Lineage: Eukaryota; Heterolobosea; Eutetramitea; Acrasida; Naegleriidae
Exons: 2
Coding region: 1-1458 (485 amino acids)
Molecular function (GO): oxidoreductase activity
Source: RefSeq, a predicted model, not a curated record
AUGAACAACACUCAACCUGAACUUGUAGACAUAGAGGUUCAUCAAGAGAAAGUGCAUUCAGCUGAUUCUACCACCACAACUGCCACCCCAACAUUGGCCUGUGAUUAUGCCAUCCUGGGUGGUGGUAUCUCAGGUGUUUUCACUGCCUACCAACUUGCAAAGAAUGGAAAGAACAAUAUCUGUGUGGUUGAAUCUACUGAUAGACUUGGUGGUCGAUUGGAAACUUUCACAUUGGGUAAUUCUAAAAAGUAUGAUAUUGGUGGUAUCAGAGUUAACAAUCAACAUACUGUCAUGAAGAAUCUUGCUAAGGAAUUGAAUAUUACUCUCGUUGGUGGAUAUUACUUGGAUAAGAGUGAAGCUCAAGAUUUGAAUUUGCCAAGUAAUGUCUUGAUGGUCUCUAGAGAUGUUAGUACCAAUGAUAAGAACGUUUUGAGAAGUCAAGCUUAUCCAAAGGCAACUGGUGCUGUGAGUGGCUGGGAUGUAUUGCUUGGAACUUCAAGUGAAUUCUUUAUCAAUUCCACAUUGCAAGAUACCUUCUCUUUCACACAAGCUGGAUUGGGAAGUGCUGAAGAAAUGUCCUAUUUCCAAUCUACCUUCAGAUUCAGAGGUGAUUUCCAAGCUGUUGAUAGAAAGACCUAUGCUGAAUUUGCCAAUGUUGAUUCUAUUGACCCAUUGAACUUUUAUCCGGUUGGUGGUAUGGGAGAAUUUGUUAGAAAAAUGUCACUCAUUGCUCAACAAAGUGGAAAGGUCAGAUUCCUUUUAUCUGAAACUGUUCAAACCAUCAAUCCACACUCAAGCAGUACUACCAACAAGAAAUACCGCAUCCAAACAUGUUUGAGAAAUAUAGAAGCAAAGAACGUUGUGAUUGCCAUUCCACCACUUGCCUUGAAAGAUAUCAAGGGAAGCAUUGCUGCCACAUUGAAUGCUGAACCUGCAUUCAAACAAUCCAAGCCACUUCCAGUCUCCACCAUCACCAUGAGAUUCCAACAAAGAUGGUGGGAACAAGCUUCACCAGCCAGAAGAAUCUGGACUGAUUCCAAUUGUAUCCAACUCAUUGAAAUUCCAAUUACUCCAAGUGGUAUCGAAAGUAAUGCCUUCAGAGUUUCCUAUGCUGAUGGACAUUGUGCCAGAGAGUGGAAUGACCUAUAUCUAGGUGGUGGAAAGUCUCUGAUUGAGAAGACCAUCCUCCAAUACUUGACGGCUAUCUAUCCUGGAGUGUCCAUUCCACAACCUCUUGAAACUGUAUUCAAAUUAUGGCCUGAUGCUUGGUAUUUUGAACAACCUAGUGCUGCAGUUACUUUGGCUGAUAAACAAAAGUGGGCCUUGAAUCCUAUCCAGAAUGAAAAUGUUGUACUUGUUGGUGAAGCCUUCCAUUUAGAGAGAACAUGGUCAGUAGGUGCUGUAAAGUCUGCUAUUGAUGCUUUGAAUCAACGUUUUGGUGUAAAGACUAAUUAUUAAAUAACAAUAUUGCCAUUCUCUUCCUACAUGUUGAUAAAAAAUUCGUGAUGAUUUGGCGAGAGAAGUGUUGUGUUUU